AUGCCGAUUUCAACUAACAGGCUAUUAGCGCAAGCUGGUGGCCAGGAAGCAGUAAAGAGAAGGAAAACCUGGAAGAGAAAUGUGUUCGGCCAGGUUAAAGGAGUCAUGGGGGCAUCCAGAGAAGACAGGAGCUCUGGGCACCGGUCGCCACACUGCGUCCCACCUUCAAUAGAGGGACUUGGCAAUGCUGUCCAAAACACAUGGUCAUCCAAAAACUACGAGGCCAAAUCAGGGAGGCCAGAGUCCCCCGUGAAAGGCCAGCAGACAGCAUGGCGCCUACAUGACACCAAGCUCCAGACCAACGUCAACCUUGAUAAAUCAGUGGUAGCAUCUAACCUCUUCCAGUGCAGGGCAAAACUGGGACCCGCCACAGACGCCACCUCUGACUUCUUCGGCAGUCCACUGGUGUCGCCUUUCAGCACUUCUGACCAGUCGACUUCCACAGACCCCAAGUCACUUAAGUCCUGCUUAAGUAACUGCUCUACCAGAAUUGAAGCCACAUUUGUUACAGGCUCAGUCCACAGACUGGACAGCCACAACACCACAUCACGCCAGCAGGAACCUUUGGGGGUCACCGGGUGCGAGAAAGCAGGAGGAAGCCUUCUGGAUGGUGGUUACAGAAUGCCCAUUGCUAUCACGUGCUUUACCAGAGGCCUGGACAUCAGGAAAGAGAAAGCAGAUGUCCUCUGCCCAGGGGGCUGCCCGCUCGAGGAGUUCUCCGUGUUUGGGAACAUAGUGUAUGCUUCUGUGUCGAGCAUAUGCGGCGCCGCUGUCCACAGAGGCGUGAUCAGCAGCUCCGGGGGGCCUGUGCGAGUCUACAGCCUACCCGGCCGAGAAAACUAUUCCUCAGUGGUUGCCAACGGCAUCCAGUCUCAAACGCUUUCCAGAUGGUCUGCUUCUUUCACAGUGACGAAAGGCAAAAGUGGUACCCAGGAGGCCACAGGACAAGCAGUGUCCACAGCACAGCCACCAGCAGGUAAACGACUAAAGAAAACACCCAACAAGAAAGCUGGCAAUAAAGACUGUAAAGCAGACAUUGCAUUUCUGAUUGAUGGAAGUUUUAAUAUUGGGCAGCGCCGAUUUAAUCUACAGAAGAAUUUUGUUGGGAAAGUGGCUCUAAUGCUGGGAAUUGGAACAGAAGGACCACAUGUGGGCCUUGUUCAAGCCAGUGAACAUCCCAAAAUAGAAUUUUACUUGAACAACUUUACAUCAGCCAAAGAUGUUUUGUUUGCCAUAAAGGAAGUAGGUUUCCGAGGGGGUAAUUCCAAUACAGGAAAAGCCUUGAAGCAUACUGCCCAGAAGUUCUUCACAGCAGACACUGGUGUGAGAAAGGGGAUCCCCAAAGUGGUGGUGGUGUUUAUUGAUGGCUGGCCUUCCGACGACAUUGAGGAAGCAGGCAUUGUGGCUAGAGAGUUUGGUGUCAAUGUCUUUAUAGUUUCUGUGGCCAAGCCUAUCCCUGAAGAACUGGGGAUGGUUCAGGAUGUCGCGUUUGUUGAUAAGGCCGUCUGUCGGACUAACGGCUUCUUCUCUUACCACAUGCCCAACUGGUUUGGCACCACAAAAUACGUGAAGCCUCUGGUGCAGAAGCUCUGCACUCACGAGCAAAUGAUGUGCAGCAAGACCUGCUAUAACUCAGUGAACAUUGCCUUUCUAAUCGACGGCUCGAGCAGUGUUGGGGACAGUAAUUUCCGCAUCAUGCUUGAAUUCGUUUCCAACAUAGCCAAGACUUUUGAAAUCUCAGACAUUGGUGCCAAGAUAGCUGCUGUACAGUUCACCUAUGAUCAGCGCACGGAAUUCAGUUUCACUGACUAUAACACCAAAGAGAAUGUCCUAGCAGUUAUCAGAAAUAUCCGCUAUAUGAGUGGUGGAACGGCUACUGGCGAUGCCAUCUCCUUCACCGUGAGAAAUGUGUUUGGUCCCGUGAGGGACAGCCCCAACAAGAACUUCCUGGUCAUUGUCACAGAUGGGCAGUCCUAUGAUGAUGUUCGAGGCCCUGCUGCUGCUGCACAUGAUGCAGGUAUCACCAUCUUCUCUGUUGGUGUGGCGUGGGCACCUCUGGAUGACCUGAGAGAUAUGGCCUCGAAACCAAAGGAGUCACACGCUUUCUUCACAAGGGAGUUCACAGGAUUAGAACCAAUUGUUUCUGAUGUCAUCAGGGGCAUUUGUAGAGAUUUCUUAGAAUCCCAGCAAUAAUGAUGACAUUGUGACAACUGAAAGAAAAAGUGCAAGAGAAUAUAAUUCUUGUAAUACUGAAAUACUAUAGAGCAUACUAGGAUCAGAUACAAAACUGUAUUAAGUGCCAACAGCUGUUUUAAGCAACUAAGCAUUCAAAGCUACUAGCUUCGAAUUAUAACUUGGAUUUAAUUGUUCACUCUGCUGAGGCUUCAUAACCAUGACCCUUAGAAACUCAGGAAAAGGGGUAUAAUGUGGAUUAAAAUCUUAAGAGUUCUAUUCUAACAUGCAUAUUAAAUGUAUAGAUAUGAAAAUGCCAAGGCUCAAUAAAAGAAUCUGAUACUUA
Messenger RNA from Miniopterus natalensis, 2518 nucleotides. Lineage: Eukaryota; Metazoa; Chordata; Mammalia; Chiroptera; Miniopteridae. The record is from RefSeq and is a predicted model, not a curated record.